Oryzias latipes (Japanese medaka) is the source of this 2444-nucleotide messenger RNA. RefSeq names its product coiled-coil domain containing 69 (gene ccdc69). Gene Ontology annotation, cellular component: nucleus; cytoplasm. Gene Ontology annotation, molecular function: microtubule binding. The record is from RefSeq and is a predicted model, not a curated record. Lineage: Eukaryota; Metazoa; Chordata; Actinopteri; Beloniformes; Adrianichthyidae.
ACUGUCUUCGAAGGCAUCAUCAGUAAGCUCCGCCCCCAGCGUCAGAGUUUCUUUGGUCCGGUUUGAAAGUUUGAGGAGCGGCGCAGCGGCGGCGGAGGACUCGAACCCGCGGCGGCCGGCGGAGGAAUGGGCUGCAGCCACAGUAAGAAGAAAGGCAGGAAAGCAGAGAGGAGGAGUCAGAGCAGCCGCAGAGAUGAAGGUCGGUGGGCGUCGGCUCAUCCGGACGUUUGUCUGGAGAAGCAGCUGGAGCGCUUUGAGUGGCAGCUGAAGAUUUUAAAGGAAGUGCUUUCGGCCAAUGGGAGCUCGGGGAGGGCGGAGCUACUGAGACAGCACACCGAUGAGGAAGUGUGCGCUCUAGUGCUGAGCAUCCUCGACAAGGUGAAGGCGGAGACGGCGGCCGACCUGAACGUCCUCCAUGAGCAGAAGAGCACCUGUGCUGCUGAGGAGCACGAGAGGCGAGUCCAAGAGCUGCAGAACAAACACCAACAGGACCAAACCCGACUGACCGAGAAGUUCCACGCAGACCAGAGUGUCCUGAAGGGUCGAGUGUUGGAGCUGGAGGCGGAGCUGCAGGUCUACAACCAGCUGAAGACCCGCGUGGAAGAGUCCACCUUCAAGAAGGAUCUCCAGAGGAACCUCCAGGAGCGCGGCAGCCCAGGUGCAUUCUGGGAGUCUGAGCAGGAGUCGCUGCUGUUUGUGAUAGAGAUGAAGAGCGCGCGCGUGCAGGAGCAGAGCAGGAAGCUGCAGCAGAUGAACCACCUGAUGGAGAAGAACCAGUCUCUGGAGGACCAGCUGGUCCACGCUCUGCAGCAGAACGAGGACCUGACGGUGCGGAUCGACAACUGCCAGACCCUCAUUCAGCAGCUGACCAAGGAGCAGCUGGACCUGAAGGGGGCGCUGGAGAGGCAGAUGACGGUCAACCAGACGCUCUCUCAGGAAAAGGAGCAGCUGGUGUUCAAGCUGAGACAUCGAGAGUCGUGUCCCAGCAUCCACCUGCCCGCCAUGAUGCAGGAGAUCGCCCCCCGGUGACCUGGCUCCCACCGCGGCUCGGGUCAGGCCCGGCCGCUGAGCCGGAGCCAUGCGGACUCGGGUCUGAAGCUGACCAACUGAACUGCGUCUGUUCUUCUCAGCUGGGGCGGGUGGGGGAGGGGGGUUCAUUCAGCGCUUCAGGUCUUUGGAGCUUUAGCUCCCGAAACGUCGGCACGGCCAUCAAACCCACGGCAUCAUCUGAAGACAAUGACGGCAGACGGCUGUUGCCGUGGCAACACGAAAGUGACACAAAAGUGAGUGGAUCAUCCGGUGCAGCCGCCGUCCGGAACACAGUUUCUCUGAUGGUUCCUUCAUGAAGAACUUCUGAUGGGCCUCCAAGCGUCAUUUCCUGACUGAUGCUUGAAGUUCUUGUCUAGUUUUGGCGUUCUCCAGCGGCUUCUCCCUGUAGACGGUUCUCCUCACGGUCCGUGUCCUUCAGCUGCUUUUUCAUCUGCAGAUCGUGGUUCUGUUCUGCAGGUUCCAUGACGCUGACGGUCUCCUGAGGAGGGAGCAGAACCUCUGUAACGAGCAGACCUGCAGACGGUUCUGGUCAUCUUCUCUAAAAGCCAAAGAUGUUUGUUUUACGGCUGCUAGCGUUGAAUUCAUCCAAACGGUGGUUUUGUGAUUUCCUCGUUUGGGUCCGCGGGUCAAAUAUGACCUGGUCAGUUCUCCUGCCUUUCUUUGGUUCUCUGGCUCCGUUCUCGGCUCCGGGUUGGAACCAUCAACAUCUGUAGUUUGAAGCAGCAUCACUGCAGGUUCUGCUCAUGAGCAUCUUCCCUCCCUCCACCAAACACACCUGUGCUCACCUGUUUACCUGGAGGUGACUGAACGGGCCGACACCUCUCCUGGAAGAAACCAUUCAGGGUUCAGGGCGAUCCCAUGUGAGCGGGGAGGAAGAUCUGCUGUGAUGUCAUCAGGCUUUGUUCAUUCAAGUAAGUUCUAACGGACGCGUGACGGAGGUUGUUUCCAUGGAAACAGAUCAUCAUAGAGAAGCAUCAGAUCUCCAUCCCUCCAGUAAUGACAGCACUGAUCGUUGCUGAUGUGAUUGCUGAUGUGAUUGCUGAUCUGUGGCAGAGCUGGCCUCGGUUUGCACAUUAAGAACCAUGUUGGUGCCAAAUGCUGGUUCUGCUGCUGCAAACGCAGAAGCAGCUUCUUUACGGUUUACUUCAGGACUCAAAUCCCAACUUUUGCCUUUUACAAACGUCUGAAACCCAGUGGAGUUCAGCUCCUCAGGUCCGGUGUUACGCACCUGCACUUUCCAGCAGAACUGACCAGAACCAGUAUUUCGUCUCGUCCUCACAGUCGACUGAGUUUUUUCUUUAAAUGUUUUGGAUUUCUUGACGGAGAAAAGUUCAGCCGUUUUUCGCCAUCGUGUUGAUUUUUGGUUUUACCAAAUAAAAACUGUAAAUAUGUGA